Molecule: messenger RNA, 1980 nt
Organism: Ophidiomyces ophidiicola
Lineage: Eukaryota; Fungi; Ascomycota; Eurotiomycetes; Onygenales; Onygenaceae
Gene: MES1
Product: methionine--tRNA ligase mes1
Exons: 2
Coding region: 1-1980 (659 amino acids)
Biological process (GO): methionyl-tRNA aminoacylation
Cellular component (GO): cytosol; aminoacyl-tRNA synthetase multienzyme complex
Molecular function (GO): methionine-tRNA ligase activity; ATP binding
Source: RefSeq, a predicted model, not a curated record
AUGGGCUCGCAGGAGAAGAUUCUGCCUCAGAAAGGCCAACGGAAUAUCCUAAUUACCAGCGCUUUGCCCUAUGUUAAUAACGUACCGCAUUUGGGAAAUAUUGUCGGUUCCGUCCUGAGUGCUGACGUUUUUGCGAGAUAUCACAAAGCCUGUGGCAGACCGACGUUGUAUAUCUGCGGGACAGACGAAUAUGGCACUGCAACUGAGACCAAAGCCCUGGAGGAGGGUGUGACCCCCGAGGAACUUUGUGCGAAAUACAACAAAAUUCACCAAGAGGUCUACGAGUGGUUUGGUAUUGGCUUUGAUAUCUUUGGUCGAACCCCAACAGCUAAGCAUACGGAAAUUUCACAGAGUAUCUUCAAAAGACUCUAUAACAAUGGAUACCUGGAGGAAAAGACGGCCGAACAACCUUAUUGCGAAAAACACGAGUCAUUUUUGGCAGACAGAUACGUCGAAGGAGAGUGCCCUCGAUGUCAUUACGAUGACGCGAGAGGAGAUCAGUGUGACAAAUGUGGAAACUUGCUAGAUCCCUUUGACCUGAUAAAUCCUCGCUGCAAGGUUGAUGGCGCGACACCGGUAAACCGCCCAACAAAACACAUACACCUUCUUUUAGAUAAACUCCAGCCCCAGAUCGAAGAAUGGGUUCGUCCAGCCAUCGAGAAGGGUGAUUGGCCAAAGAACAGCCGGGUCAUUACCGAAGCAUGGCUAAAAGAGGGUUUGAAGGAUCGUGGCAUUACUAGAGAUUUGAAAUGGGGUGUACCGGUUCCGCUCGAGGGAUACGAAAAGAAGGUUCUCUACGUUUGGUUUGAGGCUUGUAUUGGAUAUCCUUCCAUCACAGCAAAUUACACGGACGAUUGGGAGCUCUGGUGGAGGAAUCCAGAUGACGUUCAACUGUACCAGUUUCUGGGCAAAGAUAAUGUGCCUUUCCAUGCUGUUAUUUUCCCUGGCUGUCAGUUAGGCACUAAUGACAAAUGGACCAUGCUACAUCACCUAAGUACGACGGAAUACCUAAACUAUGAGAAUGGCAAGUUCAGCAAAUCUCGUGGUAUCGGGGUGUUUGGUAAUAAUGCCAAGGACACUGGAAUUCCGGCAGAUGUAUGGAGGUAUUACCUUUUGAAAAAUAGACCCGAAACAGGGGACACACAAUUUGAAUGGCGAUCUUUUAUUGACGCCAAUAAUGGAGAGCUUCUGGCCAAAUUGGGAAACCUCGUGAACAGAAUUAUCAAACUGAUUGCAAGUCCCAAAGCUUACAGUGGUGUUGUCCCUGAGUUUACAGUACCAGAAUCUUUCAACCCCGUUUUAGAUGACAUAACGGGGAUUCUUCGUCAAUAUAUCGAAGAAAUGGAAAGUGUUCAUCUCCGUGCAGGACUCACCACUGCCAUGAGAAUUGCUGAAGCAGGAAAUAAUCUUAUCCAAUCCAAUAAACUCGACAAUUCCCUCAUUGCUAAUGAACCUGAACGCGCGGCUACUGUAGUUGGCAUCGUCAUCAACUUGAUUCACCUUCUAUCCAGCGUUUUUGCUCCCUAUCUCCCUACCACAUCAAAAUCCAUCCUUGAACAACUCGAUGCUACGUUUAAUAAUAUUCCAUCUUUGGACGACCUUAAAGAGGGCUGGAAACCAACAGUCAUAAAACCAGGCCAUAAAAUUGGAAAAGCACAAUACCUCUUCACCAAUAUUGAUGUCAAGAAGGCGGAUGAAUGGCGUGCCGUAUUCGGUGGCUCGCAGGCUGAACGACAGAAGAAGGAAGAGGAAGCCGCUAAGUUAGCUGCGAAGAAAGCUGCAAACAAGGCAAAGAAGAAGGACAAGAAAAAGUCGCCAAAGGCUGGCCAGGAGGAAGCUAUUGGUAAUGAGGGAAAACGUGUAGAGUCAUCUGCGAAAGGGGGUACCGAAUCGGUGUCUGUGGCGGCUGAGGGCAACGAAGACGAGCCUGUCGAGAAGAUUGCCGACGGCGUUGCGCAAGUUACCAUUCCUACGUCUUAG